This is a messenger RNA of Drechmeria coniospora, 1764 nucleotides long. Its product is annotated as CenpB-DNA-bind-domain-containing protein. The transcript is spliced from 2 exons. The record is from RefSeq and is a predicted model, not a curated record. Gene Ontology annotation, molecular function: DNA binding. Lineage: Eukaryota; Fungi; Ascomycota; Sordariomycetes; Hypocreales; Ophiocordycipitaceae. Bases 1 to 1764 code for a protein of 587 amino acids.
AUGAAUCCAAGCAGCGACAACAUUUCGAACAUGGAUCAUGACGCCCAAUCGGCGCAGAGCAGCGGCUACGAGAGCGACAACUGGGUCACCAUUAGCCCAUACAGUCAGAGUCCAUAUGCCAACAGUCCUAUGAACGAGUAUUCCGGGUUCGGAUUCAUGCCUCACGGUUUGCCGUCCGACUCUAUCCAACGAAUGCCCCCUCCAGGAAUGGCACCGCAUCCGAGUCACCACCAGCCACACCAGCUGAUACAGCCAGCGCCGCCGUCCAUUGCCCCCCAUCAGCUUCCAAUUCUGAGAACGACGUGGCCAAGCCAGCUGACGAACCCGACGCCAACGACCUCAGCAGGUGGCUACUCGGCAGUGUCCAUGCCCAUGACACCCGUUUCUGGUGGUGCACCCCCGACAUUUGUGCCCCUAUCGUCCACAGCGCCGCUUGCGACAUCUUCCAACGGUAAAUCCGGAGAGGGGUUGAAGAUGGUGAAGAGUUUGAAGAUAAUCGAGAAGAUUCCGAGGAAGACGUUGAGCGCGGAGCAGAAACAAGCCAUGUGCCAGUACCAUGACGAGAAUCCGGGUGUAAGGCAGGCAGACAUCGGUGCAAAGUUCGGCGUGGAGCGAAGCACCGUCUCCAAGGUGUUGCGGUACAGGAAUCAGCACCUGAAACGGGAGCAAGAGGCGGCGAAUGCUUUUAAACGCGGCAAGACCAGGCAAACAGACUUCGACAGAACCCUCAGCAGCUAUAUUCGAAGACAGCGGAAGCGUGGAUUGGACAUCACAGACGACGAGAUCAUGGAACAAGCCAAGUUGUAUGCCCGAGCUGGCGGAUAUCACGAGAGUCUGCUGGGCACUCUGACCAGCGGCUGGCUCCAAAAGUUUAAACAAAAACACAAAGUCGGCUUAGGCAGGCCCUUGAGGCGCGCAUCGGGAACACACAUUCCUGACAGCGCGAGACUGUCGACGACACUUCCCACCCUCAUCAAGUCAGCGACGCAUAGCGUCGUCGCCCCAGCGUCGCCCACGCAACCGAUCUCGCCCCUGUCGGGGGAUCGGAGCGACGAGGAUCUCCACAAGGAAACUCUUGAGUUUGAAUUAACAUACAGCGCCCAGGCGUCCCAGUCGAACAAUGAGCUCUCUGGCGAUAUGCGAGACUGCUGUGCAACCUUCUCGGCCGGUACAGUCAGCCCGGCAGCCUCCUUUCACUUCUCCCCUAACCCGGCCACUGGCGACACAUUUGCCGUUGACAACUCUUUGCAACUUCACGUUGCUGAUGGUUCCCACUUCCACCACCGCGAGAGGAGGAGCCACACGUUCCCAUCCAUUGAUGUCAACUUUCUUAAUCAAGAGCAGCCGGUAGCAGAAGAGCCGGUAACACCCCGGCACCCGCCUGCUGCCACUUCACCUUCCUCUACUGCGGUUCCUUCUCCCGGAAUCGACAACUGCAUGGGUCCCAUUGUCUGCACAGCGCUAAACUCUCCACCUUCUCUCCAACGUACUAGCAGCAAUUCCAGCAUCACUGAUCCCGUAUUAGGUUCACCGGCAGAAUCAUCGCCCGCAUCUCCUACGCAAGAAGAGGCACGACAGGCGGCCAGCACACUACUUAACUACAUACGGAGGAUGGGAUCUCUUGGACAUUUUGACCAGGGCGAAUACAUGGCUGUUGUACAGCUGACCAAGAAAUUGCAAAUACACCAGAGCCAAAGCUCCCAGCCAUCGAUUGAAGACAUACUGACAUCUGCUGAAGCAGCCAUGGAAGUGCGAUGUGUGUGA